This is a messenger RNA of Cyprinodon variegatus (sheepshead minnow), 1554 nucleotides long. Its product is annotated as DEP domain-containing mTOR-interacting protein-like. The transcript is spliced from 9 exons. The record is from RefSeq and is a predicted model, not a curated record. Bases 20 to 1246 code for a protein of 408 amino acids. NCBI's taxonomy places the organism in Eukaryota, Metazoa, Chordata, Actinopteri, Cyprinodontiformes, Cyprinodontidae. Gene Ontology annotation, biological process: intracellular signal transduction. Gene Ontology annotation, molecular function: protein binding.
CAGUCCAGGGAUAGCAAGCAUGGAGCGAACAAACAGCAUUAGAAGAAAAACCAUUGCAAGGCAACAUAAGACUGAAGUCAUGAUUGCAGGAGAGCAGCUCAGGUUGAGACUUCAUGAUGGAAAGCUGAUCAAGGAUCGACGGUACCACCUGCGAACUUACCCCAACUGCUUUGUGGCGCAGGAGCUAAUAGAUUGGCUGGUGAGCCACAAGGAGGCUUUGGAUCGAGUGACUGCUGUCAGUCUCAUGCAACACCUCAUGGACCACGACAUUGUUCAUCAUGGUGAGAGGGUUCCAUUCUGCGAUAAGAGGCCUGAAUUCAAAGAUGCCAAACUGCUAUAUCGUUUUCGGAAGGAUGACGGCACAUUUCCCUUCAACACAGAGGUGAAAAUCUUCAUGCGAGGUCAACGGCUAUAUGAAAAUCUCAUAGCAGACAAAAACUCUAUCCUGCAGCUGAGGGAGGAGCAUGGGGUUUCAUAUCAGCGCUCGUUUCCAGGCUACCAGCUGAUUGACUGGCUCCUCCAGAACGGAGAGGUGGAGAGCAGGCGUCAGGGAGUGGACUUAAGCCGGGCAUUGCAGGAGCAUGGCAUCAUUCAGCACGUGACAAGGAAGCAUGACUUCUUCGACAGCGGGCUCCUAUAUCAGUUUUGCAUUAAUUUCCGUCGCCGCCGGCGCCUAUCAGAACUGUUAAAUGAAAGGGAGCAGGACAUUGAUGGGACAUCUACCCAAGAGGAAAGCAAUCUCGACAGUCCUUUCUCUCUACGCAAAGACUCAAUCCAGGAACAUACAGAUGCCUUUCAUUCUGAGAGGCCAACCAAAGAGGUAAAACACAUUGCUGGAAGCAGGCGAUCCAGCUUGAAUACACUCCCGCUUCAUUCUGGUGGAUUUCAAACUCUUGCUCAGCUGUCUUCAAACUCCAUUGUGAGAUGCAAUCCUAAAUCAGUUUUAAAAAGACAUGUCACAUGUGAAGAGUUAUUGGCUCCGGGGGCACCUUUCAUCAAAAAAGUUCUGACGCAGGUGAUUGGGGAUGCUCUAGGAUGGGGCAUUGUCGUCAGAGGCAGGGCUCCAUGUUAUGUGCAAGCCGUGGACCCUGGAAGCCCUGCUGCAGCUGCUGGAGUUAAGAUUCGACAGUUUGUGUGCCAGGUGAAUGGGAGGUGUGUUCUUUACCUGGACUACAAGACAGUGACCAGGCUGGUGAUGACUGGACCUCGUGUUGUUGUGCUGGAAGUUAUGGAGCAACUAGAAUAAAAACAAGACUGAAAAUCAACGUUGAUGUUACAAAAGUAAUACUUUUUGUUUUAUGCUACUACAGCAAACUCUGAUAUGUAAAACUGUAAAUAAAAAUCUUUGGAGAGGUUGUGAGAAUUUUACACCUUGAAAAAAAAAUUAUAUCAAACAGCCAUCUAAUUUAUUCUCUAAAUCAUAACACCACUUCUGUCUUUUCCUGGUUGAACAAAAAGUUUAAAGGCAAAAACCUAAACUCCCACCUAAAAUAGAUUAGCCCUUUUACAUUUUGGUUAAAUCUUUUUUUUUUCUGUGUAUGUUUUAUUCUCUUC